Molecule: messenger RNA, 4324 nt
Organism: Mollisia scopiformis
Lineage: Eukaryota; Fungi; Ascomycota; Leotiomycetes; Helotiales; Mollisiaceae
Product: P-loop containing nucleoside triphosphate hydrolase protein
Exons: 3
Coding region: 337-4296 (1319 amino acids)
Biological process (GO): transmembrane transport
Cellular component (GO): membrane
Molecular function (GO): ABC-type transporter activity; ATP binding; ATP hydrolysis activity
Source: RefSeq, a predicted model, not a curated record
AUCGAGAAGACUAAUGGGUCAUCGCGUAAACUUCAACCUCUUGGAACGGACGAGAGUAACGAUCUGAAACCCUCGUGGCGCUCGCUGUUUAUUUUCCUCAAGAGAAGCCACGCUCCAGCAGUGGCCUUCGCUCUUACCUCCACCUUCAUUUCAGCAUGUAUCAAACCUGCAUCGGCCGUCUUCUUUGGUAAAAUCUUUUCCGUCUUAACGAAAUUCGGUGCGGGAACACUGGACACUCAGCAAUGCCUCCACGAAAUAUCCGAGUGGUGCGUUGCACUUGUUUGCCUCGGUGGUUUUGCUUGGAUCGUGGAAGGAGUCUUCUUCUCUUCGUGGGUGAUGUUUGGAGAAUUGCAGGCCAAAAGUCUGAGACUUCAAAUGUUCGAAGGCAUGCUGGAUAAGAACAUGGAGUGGUACGAUCUACGACAAGACGGGGUUGGCGCUCUCAUGAUCCGAAUUCAGACUCAAAUACGGGAGCUUCAAUUGGCUGUCUCUCAGCCACUCGGCUUCCUGACUUACGAAGUGAUCGGUGUUGGCGCAGCGUUGGGACUUGCGUUCUACUUCUCCUGGAAGCUGACCCUUGUCAUCAUCUCCACAUUUCCCAUUGCUGGAGCCCUUCUAUACUUUGUUUCGCUCAAACUGGGUCCCGCGAUUGAGUCGCAAAAGCGCGAGCUCACACAAGCUUCGAAGUACGCCAACACCGCCAUCACGAACAUCAAUACAGUCAAGGCGUACAAUGGCCAAGAUCAGGAAGUCUGGCAGUAUGAAAGCACAAUUAAGCGUGUAGCGAUUAGUUACAUGAUUCAAGCCCGCACCAAUGCUCUUCAGCAUGCUAUCAUCAAGUUUAUGAUGAUUGCAUUGUUUGUUGAGGGAUUUUGGUUCGGACUUUAUCUCGUCAAUAGAGGCGUCGACCCUGGACAUGUCCUUACCACUUUCUAUGCCUGCCUGAACGCCUUGCAGGCUGUCGAGGUCGUCUUGCCACAAUGGCUUGUAUUGACAAAGGGGAUGUCGGCAGGUGCCACAUUGGAGACCAUCAUGAUCCAGAUGCGAAAUGGAAGAAAGAUUACAACUAUGACUGGGUCUUGUAAGCCAAAGUCGUGCCUGGGUGAUAUUGAGAUUAAUAAGGUCUCAUUUACAUAUCCAGUAAACCCACAACAAACAAUCCUGAACAAAGCCAAUUUCUUCUUUCCAGCUAGUGAGACAACUUUUAUCGUCGGGUCUAGUGGAUCGGGGAAGAGCACCCUUGGCAGCUUGCUUAUGAAGUACUACGAACCGUCCCGAGGAGAAAUUCUCUUAGAUGGGAAUCCUUUACAUAUCCUGGAUCCUGAUUGGCUGCGCCAAAAUGUCAGUUUGGUACAACAAAAAAGUGUUCUAUUCAACGAGACUAUCCUCCAGAACAUCGCAUUCGGUCGCGAACUUGCUCCAACUACAGAUGAUAUUGUUGAAGCAUGCCAGGCUGCUGACCUUGAAGACACACUCAAAGCAUUGCCGCUCGGGCUGGAGACGGUUGCAAUGUCCGGUGGACAAGCACUGAGCGGUGGCCAACAGCAAAGAAUUGUCAUCGCAAGAGCCCGUCUACGAAAUUCUCCUAUCCUCAUCCUUGACGAAGCUACCAGUGCCCUGGACCAGACGAGCAGGGAAAGAGUUAUGACCGAGAUUCGAAAGUGGCGGAAAGGAAAGACCACUAUCAUCAUCACACAUGAUGUUUCUCAGAUCCAUGAUAAUGAGUAUGUCUACGUGCUUCAAGCUGGCACCGUGGUACAAGAAGGUUACCGGUCCAACCUUGCAGACAGACAAUUCGGAGCUUUUGCUGCUCUGGUCGCAGCUGCUCAAACCCCAUUGAUACCUUUCGCGGAUCAAAGAAGAAGUUCUGCACCCACCUCACCUGCAACACCUAGUAAAUCUUCCUUUGACGAGCUACUACACUUGAACUGGAACCACGUCUCCCGGCCAUUCGGCAUGCCGAACUUAUCACCUCGUACAGGAACCAGCGUCAACGUUCGAAAUAGUCUUCUCCUCAGUGUUGGAGCUACUCAGGCAGAUUCAACGUGGAAUAAAAACAUAUGGUCGUCGCCAGUCAUUUCGGAUGAGGGAUCCUUCAGCCCUCGCUGGAGCACUUCCACGCGUUUUGCUUCGCCGGAAUCCUUAUCAAGCAGGUUCUCUCGUGCAUUUCCAACGAUUUCCAAUACGAUAGACUCUACAUUUAACGACCUCGAAGGUGCAAAUAAGAGUCUAUCUCAGCCCGAAGGCGCUGUCAAUCCAAAUCCAAAAGGAAACCGAGGCGAAGGAUUUAAGCAUCUACCUGAACUUGAGCUACCUCGACUUGAGUUACCUGACCUUGAUCGUCCUGAGCAUGAGCCACCUUUUCCAGUCGAUUUAUCGCCUCCAUUAUUACCUUUAAAAAAGCCUGCGUCGUUGAGCUUGAUCUUUCAGACAGUCUGGCCAAAUCUGAACUGGAGAGACAGAUCGUGCCUCGUUCUCGGCUUCCUGGCAGCUCUGAUCGUAGGAGCUUCGACUCCAGCAUUUGCUUAUGUGUUUACGCAACUGCUUGAAGUCUACUAUCUCCCUAGUAAUCGAGGUAUGGAGGCACUGAAGUGGGCUUUGAUUCUGCUAGGCAUCGGUGUGGUCGAUGCGGUGUCCGUGUUUUCCAUGCAUUAUGCGCUGGAACACAGCGGACAAGCGUGGGUCAACAAGUUGAGAGUGGAAGCCUUGAAGCGAAUUUUACGCCAACCACGAUCAUGGUUCGACAAGGAGAGAAAUUCGGCUGCCAAUUUGAAUGCUUACCUGGAUCGCAACGCAGAAGAGAUGCGCAAUCUGAUAGGUCGCUUCGCAGGUCCUAUCUUCACAACUUUCUGGAUGCUGGGCAUAUCGCUUGUCUGGUCGAUGGUCAUUUCGUGGAAACUCACACUCGUGGCUGUGGCCUGCGGUCCAGCUAUGUAUGUUCUAAUACAGGUUUUCAAUCUUGUCAGCGGGAAAUGGGAAGAAAAGUGCAAUAAGGCUUCAGAGCAUACCGGCAGUAUCUUCACGGAGACGUUCUCAAACAUCCGCGUCGUUCGGGCUUUGACCUUGGAAUCAUACUUCAAACGCAAGUAUGAGAAUGCCGCAGUUGAUACCUAUAAGAUUGGGAUGUCUCGAGCCAUCUAUACAGGUGCUUUCUUCGGUUUGGGAGAUACCAUGAGCUAUCUACUCACUGCCAGCGUCUUCUACUAUGGCGCCGUCAUCAUCACCAGCGGACAACUCGAUGUGACUACCGUUCUUCAAGUCGUCAAUCUUCUUAUGUUUGGGAUUGCUAACGCAAUGGCGAUGCUGAUGCUUGUGCCACAGCUCAGUUCAUCACGCACAGCGGCGACAUACAUGCUUCAUCUCGCCAAUCUUCCACUACACAAUACGCCGGAGACCAUGGGCAAGAAGCGAUUGAAAUCUCCGUUCCCAAUCGCCUUCAGCAAUCUCUCGUUCACCUAUCCCCUGCAACGCAAACCCAUCCUCCAGAAUAUUUCGCUCAACUUUCAACCAGGAACCUGCACAGGGAUCGUCGGGCCUUCGGGCUCGGGAAAAUCUACCAUCUCAUCCCUCCUCCUUGGUCUCUACACACCCAACCCGGCUCCCGUCGACAAGCUCGCGCCUUUAUCCUUCGCCGGCGUGCCCAUCACCCAAUGCAAUAUGGCCAGCCUUCGUAACCAGAUCUCCAUCGUCGCUCAACAACCGCUUCUCUUUCCUUGUUCCGUCCUCUCGAAUAUCAUCUACGGCCUACCAGAAGGCUCUUCUUACGCGAACCUCAAUUCGGCAAUGCAAGCCGCUCGAGACGCUGGUAUCCAUGAUUUCAUCAUGAGCUUACCGAAUUGCUACGCUACCAUUGUGGGCGAAGGAGGAAUGAGCGUCUCAAGCGGGCAAGCCCAGAGAAUCGCUAUUGCACGAGCACUAGUCCGACGUCCAAGGAUCUUGAUUCUUGACGAAGCGACCAGUGCACUCGAUGCUAUUAGUGCAGAGGCGAUCCGACAAACUGUGCGUUUGCUGAUUCAACGAGGAAAAGAUGCCAGAGAUGGUGGUGUAGCAGUGAUCAUCAUCACCCAUGCGGUCGAGAUGAUGCGGAUUUGCGAUCAGAUCGUCAUGAUCGAGAAUGGAAAGAUGGUGGAGAGUGGUGGAUUUGAUGAGCUGAGGAGUAAGGAUGGGGCAUUUGCGGGGUUGAUUGGGAGUAAGUCGGCGACCAAGGGGGACGCGAAAGGGUUGGGCAUAGAGAGGAUAGCAAGCCCGUGGAAGGCGAGGACUCGACAGAAUUGGUUUAGACAGACGUCGUAUUAGGGACGAGAGGAUAGAAAUACGAUGCCCU